UGCGUCACUGCGCGAGAGCGAGGAAGCAGAGACGUGCGAGUUGAGUUCUGGGGUUUCUCGACUCCAUUCAAAUCAACGCCCGGGCGAUACCAAGUGAGAGGCGAGCCGUAAGACUCCCAACACAGGCAUCACCAUGCACCCUGCUACUGCAAAGUGGUACGACAGACGAGACUAUGUCUUUAUUGAAUUUUGUGUAGAAGACAGUAAAGAAGUAAAAGUAAACUUCGAAAAAUCAAAACUUAGUUUCAGUUGUUUUGGUGGAGUAGAUAGUAUAUCACAUCAAAAUGAAAUUGAACUCUUUGAUGGAAUUGACCCAAAUGAAUCUAAGCACAAACGUACAGAUAGAUCUGUUUUGUGUUGUUUACGAAAAGCUGAAUCUGGGAAACCAUGGCCAAGAUUAUCAAAAGAUAAAGCAAAGAUGAACUGGCUCAGUGUUGACUUCAAUAACUGGAAGGACUGGGAAGAUGAUUCGGAUGAAGAAUUAUCCAGUUUUGAUCGCUUCUCAGAGAUGAUGAACAACAUGGGAGGUGAAGAUGACUUGCCGGAGGUCGAUGGAGCAGAUGAAGAGGAUUCGGCUGAUAGUGAUGAUGAAAAAAUGCCUGACUUGGAGUAAAAAAUAACAGAACACCCGAACACGUGUACAGCUUGGAGGACACCUUCCAAAACAUACAAAAUAAAGAAAGAAAGAAAAAAAAAAAACACUGUCGAAGAACCCAAUAAAUUUAAACUUGUAGAUUUGAGUUGAUAGCUGUAAAGACUGUGGUUUUGCUUCUUUUAAGCCAUUUCAGCAGUAGAGCAGCUGUCGCUGAGGGUUGAUGCAUACCGCUGUACAGGCCCGAUUCUGCGUUCUCUUCUCACGGGCCAUCGUUAAGUGGCUGUUCAGUUAAGCGAAACUUGAUUGUGAUGGCGAGUUUCAAUUAGAGACGGGUAAUUUUAAUUUGACAUCAUUUUAGUUUCUUUUUUUUGUUGUUUUUGACUAGGGGGUGGGGAGGGGGGGGGUUUGAUGCCAAGCAAAGUGCUUAAAAAAAUGAAUAAAAAUAAACAAAUUAGCAAACUUCUGAAGUUGUUGUUCGUUGAUGUUGUCUGUUGGUGCGUUUGCAGCCUCUUUUGUAUGAAGGACUGGCAGUGGUUGGCAUACCCUGCUCCUGUCCCCUUUCGUUGGCAAUCUCGUUGGUCCAGGAUUGAGUCGUUUUCCCUGCUCCCGCCACACUUGCCCGUUGUUUUUUGAGCCAUUUGUUUCUUCUCUAGAAGCUCUGCACGUGGAUGCCUUGCUUCUGCCAGAGGAAGGCAUGGUUUGGGGUGGAGGGGGAAGCAGCCUGUAGGAGAGGGCGGGCACUGUGUGAAGCCUGUACACGCUGGUAUCCAUUACACCCUUGGCUUUAAACUGGUGAGAGAAGCGACCGCAAGCUCUACAUCUGUCGCUUCCAGAUCUUAACAGACUACACACAGCAAACAAUAUAUUGUACAUUUUAGAUGACCAAAUUGUAUUUGCACUGUCAAUAUAAAUCGCAAGUGUAAGAACGAAACGAGCAAUGCCCACCUUUGUCAGUGUGUGUGUGUGUGUCUGCGUUUCACCUUCUUGCAGGCUGGACAAUGUCAGUUAUUGUUGAAUGCAGUGGGAAUUUUUUUAAUGUCUUACAUCUUUCUAAUAAAUUGUCUGACUUGAGUUAC
Messenger RNA from Polypterus senegalus (gray bichir), 1671 nucleotides. Its product is annotated as prostaglandin E synthase 3-like. The record is from RefSeq and is a predicted model, not a curated record. Gene Ontology annotation, molecular function: protein-folding chaperone binding; prostaglandin-E synthase activity; Hsp90 protein binding. Gene Ontology annotation, biological process: telomerase holoenzyme complex assembly; protein folding; telomere maintenance via telomerase. The transcript is spliced from 8 exons. Gene Ontology annotation, cellular component: nucleus; cytosol. Lineage: Eukaryota; Metazoa; Chordata; Cladistia; Polypteriformes; Polypteridae. The coding region runs from base 134 to 613 and encodes 159 amino acids.